Molecule: messenger RNA, 1200 nt
Organism: Neoarthrinium moseri
Lineage: Eukaryota; Fungi; Ascomycota; Sordariomycetes; Amphisphaeriales; Apiosporaceae
Exons: 1
Coding region: 1-1200 (399 amino acids)
Source: RefSeq, a predicted model, not a curated record
AUGAAGGUGUCACAGAGUUUCUUGUGCGCUGCAUCCUUGGCUGCAACUUCUGUCGGUUUCUCUGCCACGGCGAGUGCAACAGAUUGCGUGGGAAUCAAUGCCGUCCGCCCGCAGUGCAAGACCCAGGAGUCGGCAUACUACCGAGAUGUCUUCUUCUUGGGCGGCCAAUACAUCCCAAGCGGCACAUCGUUCGUCAUCUCGGACCAGUUGUAUGUCGAGAAAUUGACACCGCUCAAUGGCGUUGUCAAGCCGUACCCUCUUGUCUUUAUCUCCGCUGGUAUUCCAUCCGGAAGUGUGUGGCUCAACACGCCCGACAACCGGAAAGGAUGGGCCACGUAUUUCUUGGAUCAAGGAUAUCAGGUAUACAUCAUCGACAUCACCGCCAAUGGACGUAGUGGGCAAGAGGACCUCAGCAAGUAUCCUCUGCGGAUUGGGUCGACUGUCUCCAUCCAUGAAGACGGCUUCACAGCGCCUGAGAUAGUCAACCCCUUCCCGCAAUCACAGGGGCACAACCAGUGGCCGGGCAAUGGCACGAAAGGAGACCCGAUCUUUGACGCCUUCUUUGCCGCAACUGUGCCUUUGACAUCCAACAAGACGGCUCUAGAGCUUUCCAUGCGCGCAGGUGGCUGCUAUCUGCUUGGAUUAAUUGGGGAAUCGUACCUAAUCGCGCACUCGAACGGAGCAUCUUAUUCCGCGCUGAUGUCCGACGAAUGCCCCGACCUCGUCCGUGCAACUCUGAAUCUCGAGCCUGGGAAUAUCCCCUUUCAGAGUCUGAUUGGAAAUUCGACCACUCCUGCCGUUGGACGCACUGCGGCCCGACCCUGGGGUCUGACCGAGACUCCUCUUACGUAUGACCCGCCAGUCACCAAUGUCACGACGGACCUGGUCACAGUUGAGGUCGGAGUUGACACGCCGGCGCUCCGGUCUUGCUUUAUACAGUCCAACACUACUGGAGGCGGCAUCCACACGCUUCCCCAAAUCGCCAAGGUGCCGUACGUGAUGUUCACGGCAUCGGCGUCACCUCAUAUUACCUACGAUCACUGCUUUAUAUCUUAUCUGAGUCAAGCUGGAGUGACGGAUGUGACGUGGAUAAAGUUUGGGGAUCUGGGUCUCGAAGGAAAUGGUCACUUUUUCUUCCUAGAGGAGAACAAUAUGGAGUUGGUCAAGGUAGUGGAAGCAGAGAUCGAGAAGAGGAGUUGA